This is a messenger RNA of Eriocheir sinensis (Chinese mitten crab), 1061 nucleotides long. RefSeq lists its product as uncharacterized. The record is from RefSeq and is a predicted model, not a curated record. Lineage: Eukaryota; Metazoa; Arthropoda; Malacostraca; Decapoda; Varunidae. The coding region runs from base 675 to 1061 and encodes 128 amino acids. The transcript has 3 exons.
UCCUCUUCUCGCUUUCAGGACGAGGCCAGCCAAUCUACCAGUGAGUUUCGUAAUCAGCCUAACCUGAGUCCCACCGACAACCAAUCACCGCUCGUUAAUACCAGAGCUCAAGGGGACUUACCUGGGCAGCUCACAGCAGAUCACCUUGUCAGCAGAGUCACCUGAAGGAGGGACUGGUCAGCCUACCUGACUCAACUACGCAAUCAACAAUCACGUCAAUUAGUUAUCUGCCCUACCUGUUAUUGAACGAAUCAAGUCAUUGUUCACAGGAAAGUUCAAAGUAAAGACCAGUGACAUUGGAAAGUGCGUGUGAGAGUAUGAAGAAAAGGAGACAUUAACGAAACUACAAUCACUUAUAUUCAAUCCCCAAAUCCGUGAGAUCGCAAAAGAACACUCGAAAGACAGGAAAGAAAAAUAAGGAAAAGAAACCCUGACCUCAAAACCACAUCGCAGGAGACCUCAUGAAUGGGAAACUUGAGCGCAAAGGUGAGACAAGCCAUCACUCACCCUCGUGUUGUGUUAUUGGAGACAAAUGCACCUUGAGAGUACUUGAAAUGGUUUUGCAUUAGGGAGCACCUUAAACAGGGGAAGGUGAGAGGAAUCCUAAAACCACAAGUGGGCAAUGUGACAGGACUUUACGCAACUUGACGCCGACCUCAUAACUCUGUCGAGCUAUGGUUGAGAUGGACACGAUGGAUAUGGAUGGAGAGAACACCGACGUACCACUGGACGAGGACACUGGCAUCGAGCCGUUCCUCACCUUCCUGCCGCCUUACAUCCUCUGCAACACGACCAACUACACGAAGCUGCCGCUCUGCAACAAUGACACGAAGUUGGUGGAGGAAAACCAACAUUUCGAGUACGCCUUCAUCGUCGCUAUCGUGGUGCCCAUCAUCUUCGGCAUCAUCGUACUCGUGGGUCUCUUCGGCAACACCCUCGUCGUCAUCGUCAUCAUCGCCAACAAGCAGAUGAGGUCCACCACCAACUACCUUAUCUUCAGGUUGGUUCAUUUCCUUAAUCAAAAACCUCUUGAGCAGCGAUGCCAAAUUGUCGUACUCUGA